GGCGGGGCAUCGCUGCCCUAGCCCCGCCCCCGCGGAGGCGGUCGCGCCGGGGGUGUGUCCUGGGCGGGGCCGCGGCCCGCCCCGCCCGGUGGCGCCGCGGUGACCAGCGCCGGGAGGGCUCGGCCCCGGGAUGCCACACCCAACCCAGCUGUACCAGGACGUGCCCGAGUCGUGCUGGCCCAUCGUGUACUCCCCGCGUUACAACAUCACCUUCCUGGGCCUGGAGAAGCUGCACCCUUUCGACGCAGGAAAAUGGGGCAAAGUGAUCUGCUUCCUGAAAGAAGAGAAGCUGCUCUCGGACAACAUGCUGGUGGAGGCCCGAGAGGCCUCGGACGGGGACCUGCUGGUGGUGCACACGAGACGCUACCUCAAUGAGCUGAAGUGGUCCUUCGCCGUCGCCACCAUCACGGAAAUCCCCCCGGUGCUCUUCCUCCCCAACUUCCUGGUGCAGAGGAAGGUGCUGCGGCCCCUCCGCACGCAGACUGGAGGGACCAUCAUGGCAGGGAAGCUGGCCGUGGAGCGAGGCUGGGCCAUCAAUGUCGGGGGCGGCUUUCACCACUGCUCCAGCGACCGGGGAGGGGGCUUCUGUGCCUACGCGGACAUCACACUGGCCAUCAAGUUCCUGUUUGAGCGUGUGGAGGGCAUCUCCAGAGCCACCAUUGUCGACCUCGAUGCCCACCAGGGCAACGGGCACGAGCGGGACUUCAUGGGCGACAAGCGCGUGUACAUCAUGGACGUCUACAACCGCCACAUCUACCCCGGCGACAGCUUCGCCAAGCAGGCCAUCCAGAGGAAGGUGGAGCUGGAGUGGGGCACGGAGGACGAGGAGUACCUGCGGCGGGUGGAGAGUAACCUGCAGAGGGCGCUGCAGGAGUCUGCGCCCGACGUGGUGGUGUACAACGCGGGCACCGAUGUCCUGGAGGGCGACCGGCUCGGGGGGCUGGCCAUCAGCCCGCAGGGCGUGGUGAAGCGGGACGAGCUGGUGUUCAGGGUGGUCCGCGGGCAGCAGGUGCCCAUCCUCAUGGUGACGUCGGGCGGGUACCAGAAGUGCACGGCCCGCAUCAUCGCCGACUCCAUCCUCAACCUGCACAGCCUGGGGCUCAUUGGGCCCGAGUCCCAGAGCCUAUCCCCGCAGAGCUCCGACACCCCCCUGCUGCCCCCCCAGACGCCCUGAGCCUGCCGGACUGCUGGCACCUCCCCUGCCCGCCUCUCUCCCUGCAGCGCGUGGGGCCUGGGGGAGCCCAGGGGGGCCCGCCCCCUGCCUUGGAGCCACCGCCCCCAGAGGGCUGGUUCUGUCCCCUGUGCGGGAUGCAGAGUCCCAGCCAUCCCGGUCCAGAAGCCCCUCAUGGAGCCCUGGACCUGCCCAGGCCCGGCGGAGGGAGGGCAGACCCGGGUCCGAGCGGCAGGGAGGCCUGCGGGGUUCUGGCUCGCCCGGAAGGUAGAGAAGUGAAGGUAGAGCCCCCGGCUCCAGCUCCCAGGGUCCUCAGGGAGGACGCGGGCUGGGCGGCAGUGCUGCACCCUGGCCAGCAGGGGGAGCCCCGGGCCUGGAUGUGAGGGCGGCCCCUCAGUAAUAAUUAACCUGAGGUCCGCCGGGGUCCCAGGUGGUGAGAAGGGAGGAAGGCCAGCAGUGGUCUCCCCGAUUUUGGAAGAAGGUGGGGGGCAGGAGGCCCAACUGGAGGGGCCCAGUGAGGUGCCCAGGGGCCCUCUGACCCCUGGGGAGAGGGCAGGGGAAGGCAGGCCAGUGGGGGAGACGGGUGCCCUGCAGGACCCACCCACAGCGGGGUCAGGUGGGGUCCUCCGAGCAGAGACCCCCACCCUGGCGAGGCUGGCAGCCCAGGGACGGGCGGGGUGCAGCCGCCACUGACUCAGUCCACCCUGCCCCGGUGCCUGUCAUGUCCAGGGCCCCGGUGGUUCUGACCUUCAACAGACCCAGACAGUGACCCUGUCAUCAGCUCUGUUCUGAAGGGGACAUUCAGGGACACUGUGAGGCUGGGCAGAGGGGGUGUCCACCCCUGCGUUGCCCAGAGGCGUUGUAGGACAGUGGCUGGUGGCAGGGACAGGUGGGCGUUACUCUGUGCUCCACUUCUCGGACCACCCCCACGGGGGGCGCCGCCUCCUCCCCCCAGGCUCUGGACGGUCGGCUGGACAGGGGCUCUAGGAGGGCUCUGAGCUGGGCCCUGACCAUGCCUCGGACCCCGCAUCUCCGGGGCCCCGUGAGCAUCUGUGCGAUUCUGGUCAGUGCCACUGUCCUGGGAGAAGCUUCAGGCCCGCCUGAGGACGAAGGAAAUAAACGUUUUUAUCGGCA
Molecule: messenger RNA, 2305 nt
Organism: Sorex araneus (European shrew)
Lineage: Eukaryota; Metazoa; Chordata; Mammalia; Eulipotyphla; Soricidae
Gene: HDAC11
Product: histone deacetylase 11
Exons: 10
Coding region: 131-1174 (347 amino acids)
Molecular function (GO): histone deacetylase activity
Source: RefSeq, a predicted model, not a curated record